Salvia splendens (bonfire salvia) is the source of this 1326-nucleotide messenger RNA. Its product is annotated as UPF0481 protein At3g47200. Bases 1 to 1326 code for a protein of 441 amino acids. The record is from RefSeq and is a predicted model, not a curated record. The transcript has a single exon. NCBI's taxonomy places the organism in Eukaryota, Viridiplantae, Streptophyta, Magnoliopsida, Lamiales, Lamiaceae.
AUGGCCUCUCCGAAACCUAGCAAAGAGUACUCGAGCAUCAAUAUACCGCAACCGAUAAUCUACAGAGUACCAACGCAAGUGCGAGGGUCUGGGGGUGGCCAAAACAGAGUGCCAUCACUGGUUCGAGGGGCAGAGGGUAGGCACCAAAUCUAUGACCCGGUCCUAGUCUCCCUCGGCCCCUACCAUUACGGCCUCACUCAACUUAGGCCGGUCGAGGAUCUCAAAUCCGAGAUCCUCGACCUGCUCAUCCCCGACAAGCACCAGCAGCAGCAGCUGAUCACGGAUAUACAAAAUCACUCAAACCAAAUCAGAACCUUCUACGAACGCCUGUCGAUACAAAACGACGUCGAUUUGGCUGAAAUGAUGCUCCGCGACGCCUGCUUCCUCAUCUACUGCUUGAAGCAGGCGGACGAGCACCAUGGCAACGACGACAACUGCGUCGUCCUCCGCCGCCUCGGAAUGUCGAAGCUGGCGUUCGUCGUCCGCGAUUUCUUCAUGCUGGAGAAUCAGCUCCCCUAUUUCACAAUCAAAAUGCUGAUCCCCCACACAUGCGAACGCGCUGCCGGUAAAUCAAUCGAUGCGUAUUUCUACGAGCUCGUGAGCUCCAUGAUGAACUGCGAAGAAAAACCGCCGCAGGGGAGAAAAAUCACUCACCUCCUCGACUGCUGCCGUACGCUUCUCGUCGGAGAUAAUAAGAGCGGAGGAGCUGAAAUUAAGGGGGAGAAGGAGAAAUUGAAGGUGGUGAACAGCCAAUUCCAAUCGGUAAUGGAUCUAAAAGCAAAGGGGGUCCAUUUCCGGCCGACGAAAUCGAAAUCGUACCGAUUAACCGACAUCGAAUUCAGAUCUCAUUCCUUUUACGGGAUGCUCCGCCUCCCGAUCCUGCUGCUGGAGAGCAAGACGAAGGUGAUACUGUCGAACAUCAUCGCGAUGGAGAUGUCGCCGGGGAGCGGUACCGAUUUCGCGGUGACGUCGUACGCGAAGUUCAUGAAGUCGCUGAUAAUGAAGGCGGAGGACGUGAAGGAGCUGCGGGAGAAGGGGAUUCUGGUGAUGGCGUGGCAGGCGGACGACGAGGAGGUGGUGAGGAUGUUCAGGGAGCUGGAGACGGAGGGGGCGUGCCGGAGGGAUAUUUUCCGAGGGGUUAGAGAGAGAAUCAACGAUCACUGCAGGAGCAAGACGAAGACGUUCAAGGCGGAGCUGCUUUAUACGUAUUUUCGGAGUCCGUGGACCACCAUAGCUCUCCUCGCCGCCGUGGUGCUUUUGUGCAUCAAUUGCCUCAAUUUUCUGCUGAAUUAUCACAGAUUCGCCCUCCAGCUUAAACGCCAAUGA